Odobenus rosmarus divergens (Pacific walrus) is the source of this 1812-nucleotide messenger RNA. It is a transcript of the gene RHBDD2, whose product is annotated as rhomboid domain containing 2. Gene Ontology annotation, cellular component: membrane. NCBI's taxonomy places the organism in Eukaryota, Metazoa, Chordata, Mammalia, Carnivora, Odobenidae. The record is from RefSeq and is a predicted model, not a curated record. Gene Ontology annotation, molecular function: serine-type endopeptidase activity. The transcript is spliced from 5 exons. Bases 620 to 1291 code for a protein of 223 amino acids.
CAGCCGUAGGGAGGCGGAAGGAGCCGAGGACCAGCCUGCGCCGAGACGGGGCGCAGGAGCGAUGGCGGCCAUGGCGGCCUCGGAGCCCGGGUGUCGGAGCUGGUCCUUGUGUCCCGAGGUGCCAUCCGCCACCUUCUUCACCGCGCUGCUCUCGCUGCUGGUGUCCGGGCCCCGCCUGUUCCUGCUGCAGCCGCCCCUGGCGCCUUCGGGCCUCUCGCUGCGGUCCGAGGCCCUGCGCAACUGGCAAGCCACUAUGGAAGGAGAGGUCAGGAUUACAGCCGAGGAGACUGGCACAAAGAGUGUUAAGUGACACCCACUCAAUCCACCCUGAAGCUGUUACAAUUAAUUAACCCUCAAACUGCCCGGUGAGAUAGUUUACAGGCUGGUGACGUACAUCUUUGUCUAUGAGAAUCCUGUCUCCCUGCUCUGCGGUGCUAUUAUCAUCUGGCGUUUUGCUGGCAAUUUCGAGAGAACCGUGGGCACCGUCCGCCAUUGCUUCUUCACCGUGGUCUUCGCCGUCUUCUCUGCCAUCAUCUUCCUGUCAUGUGAAGCCGUGUCCUCGCUGUCGAAGCUGGGGGAGGUGGAGGAUGCCAGAGGUUUCACCCCGGUGGCUUUUGCCAUGCUGGGAGUCAACUCUGUCCGCUCCCGCGUGCGGAGGGCCCUGGUCUUUGGCGUGGUCGUGCCUUCAAUGCUGGUGCCGUGGCUCCUGCUAUGUGCCUCCUGGCUCAUCCCCCAGACCUCCUUCCUCAGUAAUGUCUGUGGACUUGGAAUUGGGCUAGCGUAUGGCCUCACCUACUGCUAUUCCAUUGACCUCUCAGAGCGAGUAGCCCUGAAGCUUGACCAGAAGUUCCCCUUCAGCCUCAUGAGGAGGAUUUCGGCGUUCAAGUACAUCUCAGGCUCUUCAGCCGAAAGAAGGGCGGCCCACAGCCGGAAGCUGAACCCCGUGCCCGGCUCCUACCCCACGCAGAGUGGCCACCCUCACCUGUCCCCGAGCCACCCUGUCGCCCAGAUGCAGCACACCAGUGGCCAGAAACUAGCCGCCUGGCCAGCUUGCGCUCCUGGCCACAUGCCCAGCCUGCCUCCGUACCAGCCAGCUUCCGGCCUGUGUUACGUACAGAACCAUUUUGGAACGAUCCCCAACUCCUCCGGCGUCUACCCGGCUUCCGCGGGUGCCUCCCUGGGAGUCCAGCCCCCCGCCCCCCUCAACUGCCCUGGCACGGUGUAUUCUGGGGCCCUGGCCACCCCAGUGGCUGCAGGCUCCAAGGAGUGCUCAAGGGUCCUGAUACCCUGACAGGGAAUUUCUAGGGAAGUUAUCUCACAUCUUGGCUUUCUGAAGAAGGUCCUCUGUGAGCGGAGCUAAGAUUUUCUCGACAAAAAAUUAUUUAUCAAACACCUCUAUGUGCCAGGCUCUGUGUCGAGUAUUUUGAUAUAUAUCGCAAUUCCAGUCCUCAUGACAACUACGUGAAGUGCAGUUUAUCGUCCCCAGUUUACAGACGCAGAGGGAGAGACGCUCCGUGAUUAAGUCACGUAGUUCUGUAGCCGCGCAGCUGGGCUGCUUGGCCCCGGGCCCAGGGCGCCUCCCACCUGCCGCCCUGCCUCCCGAAGAACACCCGGGAGAAGAGUGCACUGGGGUGGUCGGUGGCUGCCAGGGGCUCGUUCUAGCUCUGCGUUUCCUUCCUGUCUUCGUGUGUGGUGCUCUUGGUGGUAGUGCCCGUGCGUCUGUGUCUGCCCUUCGGGAGCUCCAAGCCCAUGUGCUCGGCAGUCCCGGGGCCCGUGUAGUGUUGCCCCCCUACAGUGACCCACCCCCCCCCC